Molecule: messenger RNA, 2381 nt
Organism: Thermothielavioides terrestris NRRL 8126
Lineage: Eukaryota; Fungi; Ascomycota; Sordariomycetes; Sordariales; Chaetomiaceae
Exons: 3
Coding region: 159-2174 (671 amino acids)
Biological process (GO): Golgi to vacuole transport; endocytic recycling; retrograde transport, endosome to Golgi
Cellular component (GO): GARP complex
Molecular function (GO): syntaxin binding
Source: RefSeq, a predicted model, not a curated record
AGGGGAGCAACCAAGCUGCUUGGGGAAGCGCAUCAGCAAAAGCAACCGGGGAGCUGCAAGGAGAGGACACCGGACAACACAGCGGCGACGCAACGCGCGAGAGAGCAAGCCGGAGCCGGGCGCUGGUCCAGACGAUUGCAGGAGCGCGGCAAUCCAUCAUGUGGCUGGACCGGUUUGCUGGACAGCAUCAGCAUCCGGGAAGCACGCCGUCUCCGCCGAGCAACAGCCAGAGCCGCGCGCAGUCGCCGCUGCCUCGCCGGACAUCGAGCGCGCGGGGUCCGUACCUCACAUCGCAGAGGCCCGGCCUCACGUCGAGGACGUCUUCGCUCUCACUUGUCUCCAACGACUCCUCGUCUUCGCUGCUCGGCGCGUCACGACGCACCAAUGGCUCGGCCCUGAAGCAGUCGACCACCGUCGGCGACGCUCCAGACCCGGAAGCGGUCCUAGCGAGGAUUCUCGGGCCCCGACCCGACACAGCCGCUCCGGAGGACGACCGACCAAGGGGUAUUUCGGAGGAGGAUUUGGACUUGGACUUUGACUUUGGUGGCCUCUCGGUGCGCGAGCUCGCCAGCGAGGAAACCGACCGAGCGGCUACAGACACGUACAGGCCGCAGACUGUAGAAGACUACGAGCGAGAUAAAGCCAAGUUCGAACAACUGCACCGGUCCAUCCGCGCGUGCGACGACAUCCUGAGCUCGGUCGAGUCCAACCUCACCAGCUUCCGCAAUGACCUGGCCGCCGUGUCCGCCGACAUCGAGAGCCUGCAAGCCCGGUCCAGCGCGCUCAACGUUCGGCUAGAAAACCGCAGAGCUGUGGAGAAGGCACUGGGGCCGAUCGUGGAGGAACUGAGCAUACCGCCCACGGCCGUGUCCAAGAUCUCGGAGGGGCACAUCGACGAGGCAUGGGUCAAGGUCCUGGCCGAGGUGGAUAAGAGGGCUACGGCUCAGAAGAAAAAUGCGCAGCACGCGCAAACCAAGGCGCUGGCCGACGUAGGGCCGCUGCUGGAGAAGCUGGUUCUCAAAGCGGUCGAGCGGAUACGGGACUUUCUCGUCGCGCAGAUCAAGGCAUUGAGGUCGCCCAAUAUCAAUGCCCAAAUCAUUCAGCAGCAAAACUUCCUCAAGUUCAAAGACCUCUUCUCCUUUCUCCACCGGCACCAGCCCGUCCUUGCGGGCGAGAUCUGCCAGGCCUACCUCAACACCAUGCGCUGGUAUUACCUGAACCAAUUUACCCGCUACGAAAAGGCGCUAGAGAAGCUCAAGCUCCACGUUCUUGACAAGAAUGACGUCCUAGGCCACGACGACACGUCGAGGAGGACGACGGUCCUCUCUGGGUCCAAAAUCGGGGGCGCUCCACACGACCCCUUCAACCUGGGGCGGAGGAUAGAGGUCCUCAAGACCACCAACCAGCUCGCCAUCUCAUCGUACCUCGCCGAGGAAGACCAAUCCACCCACUACCUGGAGGUGCCGUUCCGCAACUUCAACCUCGCGCUCAUCGACAACGCCACGGCCGAGUACACGUUCCUGGCGGCCUUUUUCAGCCCGGCGCUCUCGUUCGCCGCCAUCUCGCGGCACUUCAACUACAUCUUCGAGCCGACCUUCGCCAUCGGGCAGGCGCUGACGCGGCAGCUCGUGGCCGACACGCACGACGCGCUCGGCGUGCUGCUGUGCGUGCGCCUCAACCAGCACUUCGCCUUCGAGCUGCAGCGCCGCCGCGUGCCCGCCGCCGACGGCUACAUCAACGGCACCGCCAUGGCGCUCUGGCCGCGCCUGCAGAGCAUCAUGGACGCGCACGGCGAGUCGGUGCGCGCGCUGACGGCGGGCCUGCCCGCGCGCGCCGCCUCCGCCGCGUCCGCCAAGGCCGCGUCCGCCGCCCCGCACGUCGUCACGCAGCGCUUCGGUCAGCUGCUGCACGGCAUCCUGGCGCUGAGCGCCGAGGCCGGCGGCGACGACGAACCGGUCGCCGCCAGCCUGGGGCGGCUGCGCAACGAGGUCGAGGCGUUCCUGACCAAGACCAGCCAGGCGACCUUCGGGGCGGACAAGCGGAAGAGGGAGCGGUUCUUGUAUAACAACUACAGCUUGAUCCUGACGAUCAUUAGCGACGUCAGCGGGAAGCUGGCGGAGGAGCAGCAGGAGCAUUUCGAGGCGCUGAAGGCGAGUUAUCAGGAGGCUGGCUAACCCCGUCAGGAGUAGCGAGAUUCGGAUGGCGUUCUUGGGCGUUGUUGGGGCGUGAUGCUGGCUGUUUCUAUUGUUGAUCAUUAGGCGCUUCGUGACGAAACAGCGGGAUAAGUUGACGUUCUUAAUGUAACAGAGAAGGUUGUGAGGGAUAUCAUGUAGCAAAUACCGGCCCGUACAACUCCGCCCCGCUCCCAUGGCGCCAGAAGU